Schistosoma spindalis is the source of this 2433-nucleotide messenger RNA. Lineage: Eukaryota; Metazoa; Platyhelminthes; Trematoda; Strigeidida; Schistosomatidae. The record is from the annotation of a GenBank genome assembly.
GGUUAUGCCAAAGGUGUUUCGAACGCGGAAGCAAAAUAAGAUAAAUCGGUGCAUAUUUAGGCGAAAAGUAGACAAUUUGUCGUGUGUGUAGGCAAAAAGCAGACAAUUCGUCGUGUAUUUAAACGAGAAAUAGACAAUUCGGCGUAUAUUUAGGCGGAAAGUAGACAAUUCAGCGACGUUUGGAACACAGAGGGAUAUAAAGGGGAAUAUCCACGUUGUUCACCAUCAUUCCCGCUUUAUUGGUUGGUUGGGUCAUAAUUGCAUACCCGUCACCUACGACAAAAUUUUCUGUUGAGGAACCGUAUAUUCUUAAGUUCCAGCUCAAGCUGUUCGUUGUUUUUAGGAAUACUGAGUUCUUCAACAUCCUUGGUUAUCAAGAUUUAGUGUAUAAUGUAUCUUGCACCCAAUUUCGAAACUCAGAAGUAAGAAAUUUUAGAAAAGUGGGAGUUAAUUUGGGUCAAAUUCCUUAUUAUUUAAAUAAAAGUGUUAAAAGUGGCAAGCGGCAGACGAAAACCGUCUGAUAGCUUUAAAAACAGCUCUUCAUAAUCAACUUGAAUUUUGCACACUGAGCUUUGGACCAUAAUUUAUUUGAGGGCUAAUAUUUCCACUCGAUAUACUUAAACAAAAUAGUUGAAGCGUGGUUCCGACUUCUGAUGGAAUGCUGAAAUAUCAAUUUGAUCAGUCACUAAACCAUGCCCAUCGACCUGGGACUACACUUUAAAGGAGGACAUUAGCUUUUCAUAUGUUCCAAAUAUCCAUCAUUAGUUAUCGCAUAUAAGGUGAAUGUAACAUCUUGCUUGCAAGACCACGUGUAUGGUAUUCAUUAUUAUGAUAUUGCUAAUAAUUCUUUUUUAAUACUCAAAACUGUUUAGGUCUUAAGUAGAUAUGAUUUUAGUAUUGUUUCAUCUACACUUGUUCUGGCUUUUAGAAUAGCUUUAUACUAACAUGCCUCUUCCACCAGCUCUUCUUGCUCGACUUAGAAAGCGUGGUAUUGUUUCCGCCGGUCCACAGGAAGAAGCUGUGGAGGAAGUUUUUGCUGAGAAUUAUGAUGAAGAAAGUGAACCAGUGUUACCAGUAUCGUUCGAUCAGCCUUUUAACGUUAAGAAAUGUUACACGGUCAGUCCUGUUCCUAUUAUCGAGAAUGGGGUUUUAAUCCAUGAGUGUGCUGAGUGCCCUAGUCAAACUAAUCCGUAUCAUGUUUGUUCACCAUAUUGCUAUGAACGAUACGGGCGAAGGAAGUUCAACCCGGAUCUAACAAACAUUCGUUUGAAAAGCAGAAUGCUACGUCGUUACCCACUCCCAAGUCAUUGGAUUGAAGUUGGUGAUCCAGUGACUGGAAGAUUUUAUUACUGGAAUACUAAAACAGAUGAUGUAUGCUGGUUGUCUCCGUUACAUCCACGUGCUAAAAUCAGUCAACCUGGUAGUAUUGUUCGGGCCAAUACGUUACGUGAACGUGACGCAGCUCGAGCUGCAGCUGAAGCUGCUACUGCUGCAGUUUUAGCUGCAGAGCGAAAAGAUUCACGUCGUAGAUCUAGUGAUUCCGGCAGUAAUCGAUCAGGCAGCGAAAGUGAAGAUAAUGACUCUGAUGAAAUAAAAGAAUCUAAACGAUCUAGACGUGAAACAUCUAGAUCUCCUGAACAUGAUACUAAUAGAGCUUUAUUUAGACGAAAUAAUUCAUCUCGCUGGCAGGAUGUUGAAUCAGAAAAUAAUCACCAGAGAAGUGUAUCCAAUGAUUAUAAUGAUUUCAACCAAUCGACUAACGAACAUGAGGCUGUAACACAAAAACUAUCUGAUACAGCUAAUUUUAACGAGUACAAUCAAUUAGAGGAUGAAGUUGAUGAAGAUGAAGAAUCACCCGAUGGAGUUCCUUUAACUGAAAAUUAUUAUAACAACAGCCAUAAUCAAAAUAUUGGAAUGGAAUCUAACUUACAAAACUCUAGAGAUGAGCAUCCACCACCCCCCACAUUUGCUCCUCCUCCUCCUCCCCCUCCCCCACCACCACCAGCUCAUCUCAUCUAUCCUCCAACCCAAUGGAACCGACCAUCUGAAUCCUCUUCAUUAUUUCCAUCACAAGUCAAAAAUCACUCUGAUGAUCACGCUAGUGGUACUACUACACGCGGUUGGAAUCAACCAGCAGAGGCAUCUGAUAAUAAUCGUUUUAGAUAUAGAGAUAGGGAUAGAAAACGUCGCGCAGCAACUCUCGGACCCUUAGACCCAAUGGAUCCAGCGUCUUAUGGUGAUAUACCACGUGGAACAUGGAGUUCAGGUUUAGAAGGGGUUACUGGAGCACCAUCGGCUAAGACAGGUGUAGACAGCACUGCAUCGGGACCAUUAUUUCAACAACGUCCAUACCCUAAUCCUGGUGAUGUUUUACGUGCAAAUGCUGCAGCUAAAGUCCAUGAAGAGGAAAGGCAAGAUGAAUCUAAUAACUGA